Molecule: messenger RNA, 1354 nt
Organism: Suillus discolor
Lineage: Eukaryota; Fungi; Basidiomycota; Agaricomycetes; Boletales; Suillaceae
Exons: 16
Coding region: 109-1272 (387 amino acids)
Source: RefSeq, a predicted model, not a curated record
CAAUUCCAUUCAGACAACCUUUCAUGUUUAAUAAUCCUAAAAUCUUCCCUGAAGCACAUACUACCUUACUGACUUGCUUAGUCUUCACUGCUGAAUUCGCACUCACCCAUGGCAGGAUCAACUUUAGAGAAUGAUAUACUCCAGGACAUCCUUGAAACGCGCCAAACGAUUUAUGUUGGGAUCUCUGGUUUCACCAUAUUGGUCUGGGACCACAUUAUCACCAGCGCAGAUGAGAUUGAAUUGAUAUGGAAACACCCUAAGAAGACCUUUAUAUACUUGUUUCUACUGAACCGAUAUCUUACUCCUCUCGUCUUCAUUGUUAACCUGGUUGCAUAUACCCUACCUUCAUGGGACCACACAAGUUGCCGCAAUUUUGUUCGAUAUGAAGGGGCCACCACAGCUAUAGGCAUUGAGAUAGCUGGGUUGAUGAUGCUGCUGCGCGUCAUUGCAAUAUAUAAACAUCAAUGGGCUGCCAUCGCGCCCGCGGUAUUUUUAAUGCUAGCUUGGAUUGUAGUGACUGCAUGGCUAUUGAGUUAUGGUGAACCCGUUCAUCACUUAUCGGACAACAUUCACUCUUGCAGCAUGGUGUUUAAUUCCGGCAGAAUUGCUUCGGCUUCAGCUUGGUUGCCUCUGCUCUACGACACGUAUGUCUUUGGGUUGACGUUGAACCGCACGCUUCCUUCGAUCCGCAAUAAAGAAGCGGGGCAUAUUAUCCGUACUCUUUUUGCAGAUGGGCUGCUGUACUACAGCGUCAUCUGCACCAUAAAUCUGAUAUUAACAGUCAUGAUUAUCAGAGCUCAACAAGGGGUGAAAAACAUCGCCGCACAGCUUGAACUUCUUCUCACAGUCACAAUGAUGUCAAGGAUUACUCUGAACCUCAAGAAGCAGGUGUUUCAUAAACCUGGUCACCGCCACUUACAGCCGGAAAGUGUUAUUAUGUCCACACGCAACAAUGAUACACACACACCCUCAGGUGAAGUUAUCGUGCUCAGCCGAUUGCGAUCACAUUCUGUCUCCUCCGCAGCGCGCGUCGAGUCGAGCAGCCAUGCGCGAUCUGGCUCGGCAAGUUCUGUUGUACCCCCUGUGCGAACCAUCACCUUCUCAGAGGAUGCAUCAAUCUCCCCUACUCGGCCUCGCUUAAGCACGAUAGAUUCUACUACCGAUAUUGAUCCAACUACCCUGAGUCGCAGUAGUGACAGUCCAGUUAGCGAACAUGUCGAUCGGCCUUCGGCCUCGAGUUCUGACCAGCGAAAUACUGCAGACAUUGUAUGAUUUACAUCGAUUCUCUACUUAGUCCGUUAUGACAGUUGUGUGUAUUAGUAAUUCUUCACGGAAUGCAAUGUACUUAUACUAA